Molecule: messenger RNA, 2251 nt
Organism: Physcomitrium patens
Lineage: Eukaryota; Viridiplantae; Streptophyta; Bryopsida; Funariales; Funariaceae
Product: putative 2-carboxy-D-arabinitol-1-phosphatase
Cellular component (GO): cytoplasm
Molecular function (GO): phosphatase activity
Source: RefSeq, a predicted model, not a curated record
AAUGGAGUUCGGAUCAGACUCACACACACUCAAUCCCGAUCCACACACACACACACACCGUUCCACUCCACUUCCACUUCUACUUGCACCACUAGUUCCGUCGAUGCUCGCGCACGCCCCCACUCUUGUGCAUUCAUUCAUAGCCCAUUCUUCUUCCACCACUGCCCCUGUAUUCCAUCACUUCCCUGCAAGAAUUUCCUAUUGCGCUUUUGCCUUGACAGAUGGCAUUCGCUGUGGGAGCUGGCGGGGGCUGGAUUGUACCCGCUUGAUUGACAUUCUAACUCGGCUUCGGAUUGCGCAGUGUCAGUGGCGAUUUUGUGGAUCGUGUGUGUGUGUGUGAGAGAGAGAGAGAGAGAGAGAGAGAGAGAGAUUGAGACUUUUGGCUCUUGGGUUCUGUGUCGCGACUGCAUUGGUGUUGCGGAUUCGGGUUUGAUGAUUAGUACAGGCAGGCAGGUGUAAUCGGAGGCGAUUGGCUAUGGCUACCUUGCUUUGUACUGCCUUGCCAGUGUCUUCUUCCUAUCGUUCCAAAUUUGGGGUUGCAUCACAGUUAGGUCUUUCGUCGAGGCACCAGCGUUUGUCAAUUCCCGCGAGCUUUUCAUUGGGUUCCUCUCCUGGUUGGCUAUCCACGGGGUUCGUGUUGCGGCAUUCGGCUCUAAUUUUGAAGGUUGAUCAGAGGAAAUUGAGAACUCUAGUCACGGCGGCACUUACAGACGCAGAACAAACUAGUGAAUCUUCGAGUUUGAAGAGGGACUUGGAAACAAGUGUGGCAUCACAUGAUGCAUUACCACCCAUUGAAACACGCAAACGUGUAGUGUUAGUAAGACAUGGGGAGAGCACGUGGAAUGCAAUUGGGCGCAUUCAGGGAAGCUCGGACUUCGCUGUCCUUACACCUAAGGGAGAGGGUCAGGCCGAAACGUCGCGGCAAAUGCUGCUCGGGGACAAUUUUGAUAGCUGCUUCUACAGUCCGCUUGCAAGAACAAAACGUACUGCCGAGAUCAUCUGGGGUGAUCGUAAGAAACCGAUGAAGUCGCUGUUCGACCUGCGCGAAAUCGAUCUUUACUCGUUUCAGGGUCUGUACAAGCAAGAAGGGAAAGACAGAUAUGGCGAGAAUUAUAGGAUGUGGCAAAAAGAUGCGGCCAAUUUCGAGAUUGAUGGUCACUAUCCAGUGCGUGAACUUUGGGCGCGCGCUCAGUCAUGUUGGCAAAGCAUUCUCAAUAGCAGUGGCACCUCAAUACUUGUAGUUGCCCAUAAUGCAGUCAACCAGGCUUUGGUAGCAACUGCUACAGGGUUAGGGCCGGAAUAUUUCAGGCAGCUGCUUCAGAGCAAUUGCGGAGUGAGUGUUUUGGACUUCACUCCACGGAUGAGUGGUGAUGGGCCUCCUUAUGUCUGUCUCGAUCGACUCAACCAGACUCCAAGUCCACCUUUGAUAGCCUCAGGGGGACGGAAGGCGCUCACCCGUAUUCUCCUAGUUUGUCAUGGGGCUACGGACAGCUCAACUCAGCAACGCUUUCCAGCGGAUGAGGAUGAGAAUGUGAACGUUUUAGGUGGCAUUCAGUCUGGGAAGGUGGCGGAGUUGCUUCUAGACGUCAAUGUGAACGUGGUGCUCCAUGGACCUCAACCUUGUGUUAAGCAUACAGCUACCUACAUUACUCAGGUGCAAGAGGCAGCUGACUGCUUAGGUGUAGACUGCUUGCCUCGCUACGUAGAUAUGAAAGAGUUGUCUAGUCUACGAGACAUGGUUUGGGGCGAAUGGGUGGGGAAGUCAAAGGAAACUGUGUUGGAGCGAGAGCGUUGGCAAGACUACCUGCAACACGAAGAUGUCCCUGGAGCCGAGAGCCUCUCCUCUUUAUGGGAGCGAGCGGGCCAGGCAUGGCAGGAGGUGGUAGCUGAGCUCGGCAACGUACCCGCAGCAGAUUCUAAAGAGUCCCAAGAACGUACAGUGGUAGUGGUCUCUCACCCAACUGUACAUGUUGCAAUGGUGGCGCAUUGUCUUGGCCUCACGCAGGCUGCCUUGGGAUCCUACCACCUAGACACGGGCAGCUUGAGCGUCAUUGACUUUCCUGAUGGCUCCUCGGGUAAGGGGAUAGUCAGAUGCUUAAAUUACACAGCUCACUUGGGGCGUUGGGCGGUACCUGUCACCCGCCCCACCCUUGCAGAUGAGGAUUUCUGAAUAAAACAUUGCUCAUGAAUUGUAUUGCAGUCUGCUAAGAUAAUUCACUUUAUUAAUAUUCUUUGCUAUGUUCUCCUCUGA